GCCUCCCUUCUCCCCUGCUCUCCACAUUUCUCUCUCUAGCACACACAUGCGCGUGCGUGCGUGCACACAUACCCAUGUUAGGCGCUUGUAUCCAUCAAUGUAGAAUGAAGAUGGAGAAAUUCUGCCCAUCCUAAACUCUUCACUGGUUUUGAUUUAGCUUUGCAAAAACACUCCCAUCUCUCCCUCUCAUUUUCUCUGCUCCUCUUCUCCCUUCUCUCCCUCAGCCACUAUUCAGAAAGGAAAGAAGAGGAAAGAAGAAAAGACCAGCGAGAAUCCCAGGUGUUCAAUGCAAAGCAAAAGGAAAAAAAGAAAGAGCACCGCGACCUGGCUUCCUUGCACGCUGUACCAACUGCUGCUAACACUAGUUCCGAUUAUGAUGACAUUAUGAGCUGCCUGCUACAGAACUGGGUGUUGACAGCCUUCCUCUCUCUGCUGCUUUGUCAUUCAGGUUUUGUUAAGGCGGAUACACAAUCUGGUGAUUUGCGGAGGUGGAACCCAAAUGCCAGCUGGCGCAAAAAAUGGGCUGUUUCACAAAUCACCUACCCCACCAGGCUAAUGGGACAGAGUGCUGGAGGUGAAAUACAGAAGCAUCAGUUGGACACAAGGGUGAGAAAAGGUGGCAUCGGCAGAGGAGAAGGAAGUGGGAAAGAUGGAAACCCUGUUCUACAUCUGGCCCAGGUGAGUUUCCUAAUCCAUGCCUUUGGGUCAGCCUUCAUCUUGGACCUUGAACUGAAUCACUACCUGCUGUCUUCGCAUUAUAUAGAACGUCAUUUUGGACAGGAUGGAAAUGCCAGCUAUACCACGGGAGCCAGUGAACACUGUUAUUAUCAAGGCAGCCUCCGUGGAGAAGCAAACUCAUUUGCAAGUCUGUCCAGCUGCCAUGGUUUGCAUGGUGUUUUCUCCGAUGGAAAGGCCACAUACCUUCUGGAGCCCUACCAUUUACCUGAGCACCAAGAGGGAUCAGUCCCUCACCAGAUCUACCGGACACCUGUACCUCGUACUGCCCAAGGCUGCACUGAGCCAGGGUGCUUAUUUGCUGCACUGAAUGACUAUAUUCCUUCUGGGCUCCCUAAAGUGCGCCAUCGAAGGCAGGUUCACCGAGGCCACCGGACAGUCCACAGUGAGACCAAAUUCAUUGAACUCAUUGUAGUUAAUGACCACCAGCUGUUUGAACAGCUGCGCCACUCUGUCGUCCUUACCAGUAACUUUGCAAAGUCUGUGGUGAACCUUGCUGAUCUGAUCUAUAAGGAGCAGUUAAACACCCGCAUUGUGUUGGUUGCCAUGGAGACCUGGGCAUCAGGGGACAAGAUCCAGGUAGACCAAGAUUCCCUGGAGACACUGAGUGAGUUCAUGAAGUAUCGACAGGAUGCUCUUCCUGAGCAGAGCGAUGCUGUACAUCUCUUUUCCGGGCGCACUUUCAGAAGUAGCCGUAGUGGCACGGCUUAUGUUGGAGGGAUCUGCUCAGUUGCCCGAGGUGGAGGUGUCAAUGAGUACGGCAACGUGGGAGCAAUGGCAGUAACAUUAGCACAGACCCUGGGGCAAAACAUCGGUAUGAUGUGGAACAAACACCGCACCUCUGCAGGAGACUGUCGCUGUCCCGACUCAUGGCUGGGCUGUAUUAUGGAGGACACUGGGUACUACCUGCCACGGAAGUUCUCACGCUGCAGUAUUGACCAAUACAAUCAGUUCCUGGCUGAAGGUGGGGGAAGCUGUCUGUUUAACAAGCCUUUGAAGCUUCUUGAUCCCCCUGAAUGUGGCAAUGGAUUUGUGGAAGCAGGAGAAGAAUGUGACUGUGGGUCCCUGGCGGAAUGCUCCAAGGUUGGUGGAAACUGCUGCAAGAAGUGCACACUUACACAUGAUGCCAUGUGCAGCGAUGGGUUGUGCUGCCGAGGGUGCAAGUACGAGCCCCGUGGAGUCACUUGCAGAGAAGCUGUGAAUGAGUGCGACAUCCCUGAAACCUGCACUGGUGACUCUAGUCAGUGUCCACCCAAUUUGCACAAACAGGAUGGCUACUUUUGUGACAAUGAGCAGGGCAGGUGUUUCGGAGGCCGUUGCAAAACUAGGGAUCGCCAGUGCAAUGCAUUGUGGGGACGUGCUUCAGCUGAAAGGUUGUGCUAUGAGAAGCUGAAUGUUGAAGGCACUGAACGAGGGAACUGUGGGCAUGAGGGAAACCGCUGGGUGCCAUGUAUCAAGCAGGAUGUGCUGUGUGGAUACCUCCUCUGUGCCAAUGUGACAGGAUCUCCACGUGUUGGUGAACUUCUUGGCGAAAUCACUACAAUGACUUUCUACCAUCAGAAACGUUACGUUGACUGCAGGGGUGGCCACGUGCAACUUGUGGAUGGCACAGAUAUAAGCUAUGUGGAAGAUGGGACUCCCUGUGGGCCCAGUAUGCUGUGUCUUGAUCACAAAUGCCUUCCUGUUUCUGCCUUUAACUUCAGCGUCUGCCCAGGCAGCUGGGGCAGCCAGAUCUGCUUUGACCAUGGGGUCUGCAGCAACGAAGGCCAAUGUAUCUGCUAUCCUGACUGGACAGGAAAAGAUUGCAGUGUCUAUGACCCUAUCAUAGAGCCUAAGCCUACAGGGGAGACAGAAAAGUACAAAGGUCCCAGUGGUACCAACAUCAUUAUUGGCUCCAUUGCUGGAGCUAUCCUGGUGGCUGCUAUUGUCCUUGGUGGCACUGGAUGGGGAUUUAACAAGGAUCAAGGCUCCUAAAGUGCCAAGGCAGAGCAGUGAGGAAGAGGAACAAAGGCUGCAUUGCAUGAAGAGCACAAAAGAGGGAGUACUUCGCUCACCUUGGACCCCUUGCCACCUCCCAGCCGUUCCUAGCCCGGUGAUACCUAUAACUGUGAAUUCUGUUGCACAUGGGUUGUAUAUAUGGGCCCCUCUCUGGGUGGGAACCUUGUCUGUAUAUUGUGAUGUACCAAAAGACAGACUCAGCUGCCAGCCUCCAGGCAUUCUUGCAGAUCAACGUUGUACUUUCAUUGCACAUGCUGAAUGUCAAAAGCUAUCAGACAUAGGGGUUUCCAGUCAAUGGAAGGAAUGAUUCUGGGUCUUCCACUCAAGCAAAUGCAAACAGCUGGAUGCCUUUUUGUUUUGUGUUCUCUGCUGCACUGUGCACACACAAUGUUUGCUAAAUUUUUAAAGGAGCCAUUUAGGCUCUUCAGCCCAUUAAUAAAAGAAGGACCAAUAGUUUAAGAAGGGAUUUCCUACAGCAUGCUGUCAAUCCUAACAUAUACUAUAUGGAAAAGGAGAGAUAUGCAUCCAACUAUCAAAUGACAAAAGAGUGGUCUUCAGUUGUUAUUAUUCAAGUCUUACUGUCAUUAACUUGUUUCUGAAAAGUAGAUGCUGGGGUUCCGCCCUGGACACACUUCCUUUGAUGUGGUAGCCUUUCUCCUUGACCAAAAAUGUGGGGAAGAUGCUUGAGGCUACUUUGUGGUCAGAAAAAUACUGAUUUUGUAACUAGUUAAGCACUGCACUUGUGCUCAGUUAUAUUAAUAAUAAAUUGAUAGUAAAAUAGUCAUUAAGUCAUAUAUUCUAGAACAAGAACAGUGACAUUUACAAACAAAAAGUUGGUUCUAGGUUAAAUGCAGGCCCUGCUCAGAAAGUCUCUUCUUUCACCUCACUUCUCCCAGAAGUGAACCCUGACAAUAAAAACAGACCCUCUGAAGAACCUUCCUUCAAUUUAAGUUUGAAAAGAUGCUUUGCUUUUGCAGGACUCUGUGGCUGGAUUUUCCACAGCCAUCGUGGCUGGGGAUUGUGGAGAAAGUGGUGUGCCACAUUUCUAGGGCAGCAGGGCAGGGAUGUCUGCCACCGAUGCAAUGCUCAGUGGCACACUGGCCAUUUGAUACUAUUUAGGGGGUGCCUUAAAUAAAAUACUUGGAGGGAAAAGCAUUAGCAGGUCAUAUAACUUCAUUAAAGGAAUGAUGUCAGCACACAUUUUCAUCCUGCUUUGAGACCAGAUUCCCUGAUUAUUAAAAAUUUCCUAAACAAUAUGGUGAACUUGAAAUUAAGCUUUCAAAAUGGCUUGAUGGGUGUCAGAUGCUUAGCAACCCACCUCAAGGUUUUUAUUUGUCUUGAAAGUCUGCAAACUGCAAAAUGAAUGCAAUUUGCAAAAUAGAUCAGCUGCUGUGUAAGCUUCUGGUGGGCAACAAAAAUGAAACAACAGGGAUUAAGUGUUUUGGUUUUGCUAUUUUUCCUGCAGAGUAACUGAAGUUUUCUUGGUGCUUCACAAAAUAAACUUAGGGUAAAGUCUGUGAACUUUGCUUCUGUGGCUUGGAAAUCCCCAAAUCCAGAGGUUUCCAAAAUUACUAUGCUCUGCCAAGCUGAAGUGGGCAGGGUGCAAGGAGCAAAGGAAGUGAUUGUUCCCUCCUUGUCCUCUAGUUCCCUGUAUUCCUGUUGUUGUUUAGGAGGGAGCGAGAGGAAGGCUGGAGGAGGCUCCUGGUUGGAUUUUUGCCUACCCAGUCUUCUCUCCUUUCUAUCUAUUAGAAGAGCCCUUGCCCACUCCUGAGGGACAUUCAGCAUGAUUCUGUCUACACCAGCUGUGCAGGGGAUGUCUGACUCUCGCCUUUAAAAUCAGCACCCUGUUUGCACUCUUAAAAGGAGUUUUCAAAGCCACUGUAUGGUUCCUGGGAUGCUUGCCCAGAGACUGUAGGACUGUGCUCAUAGACUCUAAAGUGCACAAAUAUACCAAAACAGUGUAAAAUCUAAAACAAAUGACAACCACUACAGACUCAAACCAAUCUAGAGUAAAAUAUCUAGUAACUCCAAUUGAAAAAAAAAAACUUCUAAGCACUUUAUUAUUUCUCUUUUCUUUCAUCUUUCAUCUUUUCUUUGGGAGCUACAUUUUAAUUUGAUAAUCUAUUUUAUCUGGACUUGAAUAUGAAGGGAGUAGAAAGCUCUCUCUCGUGAUUUUUGCUUACAGUGAAGAAGGGAUUAACCAGGAACCCUCGUUGGAGGUUCAGCACCGAGACUGCUACGGAUGUGCCCCACACAAGGAACUGCUAGUUAGCCAGCCAUUGUUCUUGCGCUGCAAUUUGUUUUCCACACUUUGGAGGCCACAGCACUUUCUAGGUGUGGUUCAACUGCACUGUAGCUGCAAUAUAGGCAGGUUGGCCAUGGUCGGGGCAUCUUUUUCCCCCAAAUCCUGCCUGUCACCUGACAGCUUCAGGCACUGUUUCAACAAACCAUUUCAUUAAUUCCAGUGUUGGACUAGAACUCCCAUUAUCCCAAGCCAGCAGGCACUGGGCAUGGUGACUGGGGAUGGUGGGGCUGUUGUCCAAUACUUCUGGAAUGUGUCAAGUUGGGGGUGACUGCUAUAAAUAUUAAACAUUAAAGGAAAAAAGUUGUAAAAAUUUAUGAGGCAACAGUCUUAUUUGGAAGUUUAUUGUCAUUAUUUAAUAAUGGUUACUUUUCUUUAAACUUCAGAAUGCAUGCAUCCCUAAUUUAAAAGAUAACAACAAUGGUGGAGGGAAGUCUAAUUAAGAACACAAAUUGAUUAUAAUCAUUCCAGUUAUUUGCAUUUUUCUUACUUUCUGUUGUAGUUGUAAAAUGAUUCUAAUGAAUAAAACAAUAAUUAAUGACCAGCAGCAAUGCAUGAGAAGCACAACUUUUAUCCCAAGAGAGAGUCAUGAAAAAUUCUAGCUUCCAUUCCUACACUUUACCAAGCAACAACAAAAUAACAAUUGGAGGGAGGGUGUUGCUUUUGCAGGUUAUUCAUUGGUCCUACAUGAAGUCAUCCGAUAACACAAGGACAGAAAGAACAAGCUGAUACAGGGUGGCCACUUAGGUAUCAUCCCAAAAGAUAAAAUGACACAGGUUUGCUUAAGAUGCUUAUGUGAAUAUAUAUGUAUAUAAAUGCAGAUUUAGAAAUCAUUAUAAUUUACACAUAUUGGCCAUAGCAGAGAAGACUGUGGCUAGGUGACUUGUACGCCUGGUGACUUUUGGUGCUAAGCCUUUAACGGGCAAGCUAAAGGCCUCUGCUCUCCUUUCUUAGGAUUAUUGAUCUGUGAACCAGGCAUGGACUGGAAAGCCCAUCAAAUAGGGAACUCCCCUCUGUAAAAAUAUGAUACCUAGGCAUUUUCCUACCUAUGUAAGAAACUUGUUCAACAUCCAUUUGGGGUCAAGGGCCUUCAGUCCAUCUGCUGCUUUGCAGAGGAUAGUGGGGCUUGAAUAAAGGGCACAAAAUGUUUGCAGAGCACCAGCCAAGCACUUUGGAUCUUCGCAUCAACCCAAUGGAACAUAACUUACAUCUCAUGCUACACACUGCGGGCAGUGCUCAAAUGUGAGGGGAGCUGUUGCUAUCAGAAAGCUGUGAAAGGAUGCCAUUUGGCUAGAAGGAGCAGGGUUGGGGAAUUUCACUGAUGUCUUCCUUUUCCCAUAUAAUUUAAGCACUGACCAAACCAAACUGUAACUGGCAAUUUGGCAAGGACGGGACUCUCUGACCCCUGCCAUUAGGCACUAGCUUGCUGGUAGCAGAAUGUGGGGAGUCGAUAGCACAAAGGCUUAAUAACUAUGUGUAUAUUCAAGUAUAAUCAUUAUAAGCUAGUCUCUAAAUCAUCACAGUGUUUUUUUAUUGUUUGGCUUUUUGCUACUACACCACAGCUACUCAUCUGAAAUUUUCCAAGUCAUUUGGUCUGGAAUGGAUUAACCAAUAACAUGCAAUGCUCAGAGGCCACUGAAAGUAUCACAGUGCGUUGUAAUAUGAUAGUAAGGCUGUAGCCUCAGGCACACUGUCAGAAUAUUUGGCCUAGAAGCUUUCUUUGCAAGAUUUCUGUACUUGUUUGCAUAAUAGCCUACCUUGCAAAUAUUUAUCCACAACUGAGUUAUUUGGCCUUUCACAGUUUUCUCAGACAUUUAUCUCUCUCAUAAGUUUAUAAUUUUAUAGAGAAACCAAUGAAAUAUUAAUGUAUAUUUCUGCAUCAAGGAAUCAGUCAGAUUCUAACAAAAGAACUGCAACAGAAGCAUUUGUGCUGACAUGCUUUGACUGUUGACUGAUACAUGCUUGCUGAUACAAGAAAUCAAGAUAGAAUAUUUGCCCAAAUAAAUGCACAUGAAACAAGGUUUCCUCCCUAAAGAAGGGAGAUAUAUGUCAACAGUUCAAAAGUUAUGAGAGGGAAAAUACAAAAAUUCUGGGACAUUCAACAUGCCUUCACAGAACUCGACAGUGGUUUUCACAGGACACAUCUGUCCUGAUCAAAUUCUCUGUUCUGUUCUCCUCCCAGCUCAGAAAUGUUAUUGGGUAGGAUGCUUUAAUCUUUAAUAGCAAUGCUCCUAAAUGAUUCUCAAGAAGCUUAAAAGAUGUGUUUUGUUUGCAGCCACUAUGUAAUUUUGUACAUUCAGUGCUCUUAUAUCAUGAAAUGUAGAAACUGCUUGAGCUUUUAAAGUAAAAGAUGAAAACAUA
Varanus komodoensis (Komodo dragon) is the source of this 7396-nucleotide messenger RNA. RefSeq names its product ADAM metallopeptidase domain 11 (gene ADAM11). Gene Ontology annotation, molecular function: metalloendopeptidase activity. The transcript is spliced from 26 exons. The record is from RefSeq and is a predicted model, not a curated record. Gene Ontology annotation, biological process: proteolysis. Bases 385 to 2709 code for a protein of 774 amino acids. Lineage: Eukaryota; Metazoa; Chordata; Lepidosauria; Squamata; Varanidae.